Messenger RNA from Acanthamoeba castellanii str. Neff, 1854 nucleotides. RefSeq names its product Spindle pole body protein Spc98 family protein. Gene Ontology annotation, biological process: mitotic cell cycle; spindle assembly; cytoplasmic microtubule organization. Gene Ontology annotation, molecular function: microtubule minus-end binding; gamma-tubulin binding. Gene Ontology annotation, cellular component: equatorial microtubule organizing center; centrosome; spindle pole. The record is from RefSeq and is a predicted model, not a curated record. Lineage: Eukaryota; Discosea; Longamoebia; Acanthamoebidae. The coding region runs from base 1 to 1854 and encodes 617 amino acids. The transcript is spliced from 12 exons.
AUGGAAAACGAGGAGUUGGUGAGAUGCGUGCACCUGCUGGUCGCGAAAUUUGUCUCGCCCCAGAACAGAGCGCAAUACGAGAAGUAUUUCGGAUUGUUAAUGCACCUCAUCAGCACGAAUGCCAAGCAGUCGCUGGAUAGAGACGAGUCCCAGGUCAUCGCUCGCAUACGCAAGACAGUGAGCCGGGAGAAGGGUUUCGGCGAGGCUGCCUUGCUGGACCAGUACCUCAACAAGCUUGGAACCUCGUCUUCACUGAGCAGCAACUGGGCCAUACUCUACCUGCUAGAUCAACUCAAGGGAGGCAUCAACAAAGACGCACCCACCUCCACAAUGCCCAAGACCCUUUUCUCUGCUCAAGCCCUGCCAGACAAGACGCCUGUGGCUGUGCGAAGCUCUUCUCGACUCCAGGAAGAGGCUCACGCGAGGCCGACCCCAGCCUCCUCGAUCUCUUCUUCAAAGUUCAAGACGCCCGCCGCGCAUCAGAAACACAAGUACCCGGCCUCGCUCAUCUCGUCGAUCUCGCCCAUCCACCCCACGCCGGGCUACACUACACCCGGCCAGGCUUCUUCGGUCGGCUCCUCGGCCGCUGCCGCAUCUCCCAAUUUCUCUACCCCGCAAGAGUCGCCUGCCGAGGAGGUGGCACUGGGCGCCAUUCUCGAAGACACGCUGUACGUGCUACAGGGCAUCGAGGGCUCAGUAAUCAGAUACAACGACGAGUUGGACCGAUUCGCCAUCCCGCCAGAGGUGAACGUGUCCACCUCGAUCCGACAGCUCGUCGGUUGCGUGUGCGAGAUCGGGUGGCUGUGCAAACGUCUGCGCGAAACGAUAGAUGCCUCCACGGCCCAACCCGGUAUUGUGGCCCAGGGAUUCUAUUCGGCGGUCAAGAUUGAGCUUACGGACUACUACCGCUCGCUGGCGGCUCUCGAAAACCAAAUCGGCGAGGGCAGCGAUCUCACUCUACACCGCCUGUUGGCCUGGGUCAAGGGUCCCUUGGAAAAGCUGCAGAUCCUCAACAUCCUCGUGGAUAACAUCAAAGGGAAGCACGGAGGGGAAAUGGCUUCGGCCGUUUACAAGCUGGUUUAUCACGGCAGCAAAAUCUGGCGUUCGGUCGCGCUGAGCGUGCUCAACCAGACCGCCAAGCCCAUAAUCGCCAUGAUCCGAGCCUGGAUGCUGGAGGGCACGCUUAAUGAUCCGUAUCAAGAGUUCUUCGUCGCUACCGACCCGGACGUGCCCGCCCACCAGCUCUGGCAUGCAAAGUACCAGCUGCGGCCAGAGGCGCUGCCUUCCUUUAUUCCUCCGUCUCUGGCCAACAAGAUUCUACUGAUCGGCAAGUCCCACAACCUCAUGAGAGAGUGCAGCGACAACGUGACCGAUUUCUGGGGCAUCGAGCGGGACUCGCUGAAUCAGAUUCUGCGGGGUGACAUCGGGGAGCUUCGAUCUGACGUGGAGUUGGUCGAGUUCUUCUCGUCUCUUGAAAGGGCCGUAUCCAAGGUGGAGACCGUAGUCAACAGGCGAGUGAUGCAGGUGUUUAUGGACAAGCACAAGUUCCUGCAGCACUGCCUGGCCAUCAAGCGAUACUUGCUUCUGGGCCAGGGCGAUUUUGUAACCUACCUCAUGACCUCCAUCAGCUCUGACCUCAAGAAGCCCUCUAGCACCAUCUUCCGCCACAACCUUCUCGGUAAUACAUACAAAGCUAGAUCAACGAAGCAAGGUACUCUGGACCGAGCCGUCCGAAGUUCCAACGCACAGUUUGACGACCCGCAAAUCAUCGAUCGAUUGGAUGUCCGUUUGCUCGAGCAGGGCGUGGUAUGGUGUCUCCCCUCCCCCUUCUGUGUUGUGUUGUCAUUUUCGUAG